AUGUCGCAGCUCGAGGAGACCUACUCCAAGACGGACGUCGAGAAGCAGGGCCAGCAGACGGUCCUGUUCACCAACGAGACCAACGGCGCUCAGGAGCUCCACCGCGGCCUCAAGGGCCGUCAUGUCCAGAUGAUUUCCAUCGGCGGCGUUAUCGGCACGGGCUUGUUCCUCGGUACUGCUGGCGCGCUGCGUCACGGUGGUCCCGGCGGUCUUCUCAUCGGUUACGCCGCCAUCGGCGCCCUCUGCUACGCCGUCAUGGUCUCGCUCGGCGAGAUGAUUGCGCACCUUCCUGUCGCCGGCGGCCACAUCACGCUCGCUCGCCGCUUCGUCUCGCCCGGCCUCGGCUUCGCGAUGGGCUGGAACUACUGGUACAACUGGACCAUCGUCCUUCCCGCCGAGCUCAACGCCGCCGCCGUCCUCAUCAGCUACUGGGACAAGUCGACCAACGCCGGCGUCUGGAUCGCCGUCUGCCUCGUCGUCGCGUGCGCCAUCAACUUCGGCGGCUCGAGGGCUUACGGCGAGGCCGAGUUCUGGUUCGCCAUCAUCAAGGUCCUCACGAUCAUCGGCUUGAUCAUACUCGGUAUCGUCUUGGACGUGGGAGGCGGCCCUAAUGGCGAGUACAUCGGCACCAAGUACUGGCGCUCGCCCGGAGCCUUCGUGCAGUACCUCGGCAUCGAGGGUGCGACGGGCCGCUUCUUGGGCGUCUGGGCCGUCCUCAUCCAGGCCUCGUUCUCGUACAUCGGCACUGAGAUCGUUGCCAUCGCUGCCGGCGAGACCAAGGACCCGCGCAAAACGCUCCCGAGGGCGAUCAAGAACGUCUACAUUCGCAUCCUGCUCUUCUACAUCCUCGGUGUCUUCAUCACGGGCCUCCUCGUCCCCUCGGACGACCCUCGCCUCAACCUCGGCACCGGCACCGCCGUCUCGGCUCCCUUCGUCAUCGCCAUCCAGAACGCGGGCAUCAAGGCGCUCCCGAGCAUCAUCAACGCCUGUCUGCUCACCUCGGCGUGGUCGGCCGCGUCGUCGGACCUCUACACCUCGUCGCGCGCGCUCUACGGUCUCGCCCUCAACGGUCAGGCGCCGGCCAUCCUCAAGAAGACGAACCGCUGGGGCUUGCCCUGGGUCGCCGUCCUCGUCGGCGUCGCCUUCUCCCUCCUGUCGUUCAUGUCGGUCGGCUCGACUUCUGCCGGCACGGUCUUCGGCUACUUCGCCAACAUGACCUCGGUCUGCGGUCUCCUCACGUGGUCCGGCAUCGCGUUCACCUACAUCCACUUCCACCGCGGCCUCAAGGCCCAGGGCAUCGACCGCAAGCUCCUCCCGUACCGCGCGCCCCUCCAGCCGUUCCUCGCCUACUUCGCCUUCAUCUUCUCGUGCAUCAUCCUGCUCUUCCAGGGUUUUGCCGUCUUCAUCAAGGGCCAGUGGGACACGUCCGUCUUCAUCACGUCGUACUUCCCGAUUGCCUUCUUCCCCAUCCUCUACGGCUUCUACCGGUUCAUCUGGCGCCGUCAGGAGCGUGGCCCGGCGCCGCACGAGAUGGACUUUGUCUCGGGCUCGCGCGACGAGCAGGCCUUCUCCGAGGGCGAGCCGGAGCCGACUGCCGAGCCCAAGUCGAUGGGCCGCAAGGUCCUCGCCUACGUCCUCUAGAGCGUCGUCGUCG
This is a messenger RNA of Rhodotorula graminis WP1, 1654 nucleotides long. RefSeq lists its product as uncharacterized. Gene Ontology annotation, cellular component: membrane. The record is from RefSeq and is a predicted model, not a curated record. Gene Ontology annotation, biological process: amino acid transmembrane transport. Lineage: Eukaryota; Fungi; Basidiomycota; Microbotryomycetes; Sporidiobolales; Sporidiobolaceae. The transcript is spliced from 12 exons. The coding region runs from base 1 to 1641 and encodes 546 amino acids. Gene Ontology annotation, molecular function: amino acid transmembrane transporter activity.